Molecule: messenger RNA, 2993 nt
Organism: Pimephales promelas (fathead minnow)
Lineage: Eukaryota; Metazoa; Chordata; Actinopteri; Cypriniformes; Leuciscidae
Product: inositol-trisphosphate 3-kinase B
Biological process (GO): inositol phosphate biosynthetic process; phosphatidylinositol phosphate biosynthetic process
Cellular component (GO): cytoplasm; nucleus
Molecular function (GO): inositol hexakisphosphate kinase activity
Source: RefSeq, a predicted model, not a curated record
CAAGACUUUGAACUGGCAUUGAGUCUUUGAUGCUGAACUGCUGGAUGGUUCAACUUGACACACAGGAGUGAUGAAAGAUUGGCAAAUCGGAUUCUCGUUCUCUAGAGCUCAAAAUAACACGACACGAGUUUCGUCCGUUUCUGAUGAGAAUUUACAACUUAGCGGCUUUAUGAAAGGCUUGGAUUCUACUCCAGAAAGAAUGAGCACAUUGUCAGAAAAGAAAAGCAAUGGAAGGGGUCGGGAGAGCGUGAGAGAUGCCGUAGAAGACAAGAUGUUUGAUUUCUCAGCAUCCUUGAACAAUCAAAGUCAUCAUAACAAGAACACAGUCUUCAGAGCCAGACCUAAACUGGCUGACGCUCACGCCGUCCUUUCUUCCAAGCUAGAAGAGCCGAUUGAAACUCAGAUAAAUGCUUAUGAGGAAACGGAGGACGCGAAACCAGAACCUCUGGAAUAUGUAUGUGUGGAUCCCCCACCAAUACCUGCUGGACAAAUGGCCAAGGAUGAAGACGUGGAAGAGCAGAGAGGGAAAGAGAGGGUGAUGGCUAGUGAAAAUCUUGUUGAAGAGGGUUCAAAAGUGGCACUGGAUGCAGCAACUAGGAAAAGCCUGUGGAGAGGUGAGAUGGUUCUGAAGAAAGGGAUGCGGGAAAGGCUGGGAGGAGGUCUGGAGAGUAUCGAUGAGGGUAACGAGGGAGAAUUCAACAACAAACGAGUGCACAGGAAGAAGAGUUGGGGCUUAAAAUCGAGAAACCCACAAACGUCACGGGAUGGAGAUCAUUAUACGCAGGGAGGCAUGAAGAAAGAUGGUGAGGAAGAGUUAGUUCCCCACCCUGUUCUCUCCCGGGUUCUCCUUCACUCGUCUGCUUCAUCCUCCUCUUCGUUCAACAACUCCUCAGCAGAAAGUGAUGAAGUCUUCAGCGAGAGUGAGGAUACAGCCGCCAGGAGGCAGACGAUGAAGAAGUGUCGAUCUUGGAGAACAUUUUUGACCAUGAUGCAGUGGUCCAAACGAACACAAAGCUCAUGGAUCCAGCUAGCUGGUCACCAAGGUAAUGUAAGGCUGAGUGAGGGUGGGGAAGUGCUGAAGAGGUUUUGCAAGGUGGAAGAUGUCUGUCUGCAGGCCCUCAUGUCUGAUGCUCUCAGUCAGUUUGUGCCACAUUAUUUUGGGCACAUCAGUCAGGACGGAGAGAGAUACAUCCGUCUAGAGGACCUGCUUAGUGGGCUCAAACAUCCUGUCAUCAUGGACUGCAAAAUGGGUGUCCGGACAUACCAAGAGGAGGAGAUCAAUAAGGCCAGGAGCAACGCCAGCAUACGCUCUGAUAUGUAUCAAAAGAUGGUGAAAGUGGAUCCGACAGCUCCCACUGCAGAAGAACACGAACAGAAGGGAGUAACAAAGCUGCGUUACCUACAGUGGAGGGAUGACAGCAGUUCCACCUCAUCUCUGGGCUUCCGCAUUGAAGGCAUAGUGAUUGGGAAUGGUAAAGUGUUACGAGACUUUUACAAAACACGCACAGAGGCUCAAGUGACAGAAACCCUGCUAUCCUUCUCCAGGAGCCAGAUUCACAUUCUAGAGGCCUACGGAUCCAGAUUACAGGCAUUGAGCGAAGCACUAAAGAAGUCAACCUUUUUCUACAAACACGAGAUCAUAGGCAGCUCUUUACUUUUCGUCCACGACUGCAGCGGCAAUGCAAACAUAUGGAUGAUUGAUUUUGGAAAGACCAUCCCAACCCCAGAGGAUGUCCGGCUGAGGCAUGAUGUUCCAUGGGUGGAGGGAAACAGGGAGGACGGGUACCUUAUCGGAUUGACCUCCCUCAUCUCUCUGCUGAAGGAAGCCAUCAAGCAAGCAGGGGAGCAAAGCCAAGAGGAACCACUUUGAUAGUGACCUCGCAUUAACUCCAGUAAAUGACACCAAAAAGACAAAUGAUUUCACCUUGGAUCCAACAAUAGACAACCAAACUGUUUUUAAGACAUGUCAGGUCUAUAAAGCUUUAAACAGUUAAAGGGGUAGUUCACCCAAAAAUGAAAACUCACCCUCAAGUUGUUCCAAACCUGUUUGAGUAACCAGAUAGUUGACGGUAGCCAUUGACUUCCAUAGUAGAAAAAAACAAAAUACAGUGUUACCUAUUACCUAUAUUCUUCAAAAUAUCAUCUUUUGUGUUCAACAAAAGAAAAAAAAAACUCAUACAGGGUUGGAACAAUCUGAGGGUGAGUAAAUGCUAACAUAAUUUUCAUUUAUGGGUGAACUGUCCCUUUAAUAGUAUUAAAUAAUGAAGCACUUGUGUAAAGCAUGUUACUGUUUUUCUUUUUAAAGAUUUGUCUAUUAAAUGUUUUAUAUACUAGCUAUAGUUGGUUCUACUUGUGUGUUUCUUCUGUUUGAUUCACAGCUAAUGGCUGUUUUAUGAAACAUCACUGUAUUGCUCAUGUCACAUGGUGGUUGAAAAAAUAUGUGAUGGGGGAAUUUUUUUUUUUUUUAAGCUUAUGCAUUUGCCCAAGUAACGUGUUUUCUUGCAAAACUUACAAACUGCAUUUUCUCAGAAAACGUGUUGUGAUUUCGGACAACCACUUCCUGUUAAUUCCAACUGGAAAAUAUUAUUUCUGAGAACGCGAACGUUUUGAGACAGAACACAAAGCUUUGAAAAAUAUUUAUUCCUCCCAUCCCAUAUUUUUUUCCACCACAAUGCCCCUUUAGUGGCUCCACACAUAUGAGUGUGUUACCUUGCCACAUAUGAACAUGCAUAAUGGAUAAUGUGUAGCUUGUUGAGGAGAGAUGAGUUAUUAAUUUUCACAACAAUUAGUCUUAUGAUUUUCACAAGCAUAGGCUAUUUACUUUGAAAGAGGGACCAGAGCCAUUUCUAGAGACAAUUACACAGGGACUUGCAUUGAGACUCUUUUGACUUGGAUAAGCAACCAACCACCAACACCAUUAGCAACUGCAUAGUAUAAACUAAAUACUAAGUUCGAAUGCCACAAAAAAAAAACACGCAGCACCUUAGCAACUU